Phragmites australis (common reed) is the source of this 1756-nucleotide messenger RNA. RefSeq names its product rhomboid-like protein 15. Gene Ontology annotation, molecular function: ubiquitin-specific protease binding; serine-type endopeptidase activity; misfolded protein binding. Bases 221 to 1411 code for a protein of 396 amino acids. The record is from RefSeq and is a predicted model, not a curated record. Gene Ontology annotation, cellular component: Hrd1p ubiquitin ligase ERAD-L complex; endoplasmic reticulum membrane. NCBI's taxonomy places the organism in Eukaryota, Viridiplantae, Streptophyta, Magnoliopsida, Poales, Poaceae. Gene Ontology annotation, biological process: endoplasmic reticulum unfolded protein response. The transcript has 13 exons.
AUGGGGAAAUCGGAACAAACACACUCUAACCCUUUGAAGCUUCGAUCUCGCCGGCCGUACCUCCGAAGAAACGGGCCAACGGCUCAAUUGCUCGCUGGCGCCCAAAACCCUCGAGAUCUCGGUAGGUCUCCCACCAUCCCCUCGACCCACGCGAGGCUCUUCGCUCUCCUCCUUAGCUUCCAUCCCGAUCCCCGGCGAAAUCACGGGAGGGGUUUCCGUGAUGAGGCCCAACAUCGUCACGGAGGCUGGAAUCUCAACUAGGUUGAAUCAGUGGUGGAGCAGCAUUCCGUUUGUUACUUCCGGUGUUAUCAUAAUAUGCGGAGCAAUAUAUUUGCUGUGCUUGUUGAUUGGCUAUGACUCCUACGAGGAGAUAUGCUUCUUGCCUUCUGCUGUAGCAUCACAUUUUCAAGUGUACAGGUUCUAUACCUCUGUUCUCUUUCAUGGUUCUUUGCUUCAUGUGCUAUUCAACAUGCUUGCCUUGGUACCCCUGGGUACUGAGUUGGAGAGAAUUAUGGGAUCAGUCCGUUUGUUAUUCUUGAUGUUCCUUCUUGCAACAACUAACGCAAUUCUUCAUCUCAUCAUUGCUUUCUUGGUGGCUUAUAAUCCUCUGUAUCCUGUUCCAUAUCUUGUGAAUGAAUGCUCCAUUGGCUUUUCUGGAGUUAUAUUCUCAAUGAUUGUAAUUGAGACAAGUCUGAGUGGUGUGGAAUCUCGAAGUGUCUUCGGCCUCUUCAAUGUUCCUGCAAAAUGGUAUGCAUGGAUUUUGCUGGUGCUGUUUCAGUUUCUUGCAAGCAACGUUUCAUUGCUGGGGCACCUGUGCGGCAUCUUGUCGGGAUUUGCAUACACUUAUGGGCUGUUCAACUACUUGCUGCCUGGACCAUCAUUCUAUUCUUCUAUUGAGGGCUUGUCAAUGCUAUCUGUUUGCGUGAGGCGUCCUGGAUUUAUUCUUUGUACUGGAGGGACUACAUAUGGCCAGCUUCCUACAUACUCUAACACGUCUACCGCACCAAGCGCUCUGAUUAAUGGAAAUUUCUUAAGAAAUAUUUCUUCAUGGAUGCCAAGCAGGCAGACCUCCACUACCCAGGAACAAGAAGACCUCAGGUUUCCAGGGAGAGCUCGAACACUUGGUUCUGCAGGAACUGAGCCAACUGCAAGGGAGGCAAAUGCAAAUUUGCAUGCUAGGUUGUUGGAUAACACAACUCCAAGUGAUCCCCUAACACACUCACAGCAUGCAGCUGCAAACACAGUCAGAGUUGAUGCGACAGUAACACCUGAUCAGGCUGAUACAUUUGAUGAAGAACUUAAGAAGCUGGUUGGGAUGGGCUUUGAAAAGACUCAAGCUGAAGUUGCUCUUGCUGCGGCCGACGGAGAUCCAAAUGUCGCUAUUGAAAUCCUUAUGAGCCAGCAGGGUUAAGAGAUUAAACCGCCUACAACUAUUCAGAGCAAGCAAGCAUAGAUGUUGAGUCACCUUGUUUCUUUGUGGAGGUUCAAUAUUAGGCUCUGAUGCUGGUUGGUUAACUUCGAGAAUGGAGCAUUUGUUGGUUUGAUUGUGCCAAAGUGGUUACCGGAAAAAGAUGCUCGUAAUCAUGUUUUUGUUCAAGAGGUAGGAACUAUAGUGCACAGCCUGGUUGUAUUUCAAAAGGCUCUAUCCUGAAUAUCUGUAAAGUAGGAAUUGAUGUUCGUGGACCUGAAGAAAUUUGACAUACGGACAAUAUGGAAAAUGCAGAUUUUAAUAUGAAAAUAGCUGGUUUAAUGAUCA